AUGGGAAUUCUUUGGUCCAGUUUUGCUAGUGGGGCACACGCCGCAUCGUCCAUGACUGCCGCCAAGCCGACAAUCUUGGGGAGUAACGCGGUCAAUAACUUUGCCGGAGCCUUCCCGACACUCCGAGUCGUCUCGACAGCCCUGCUUCUCGUGUCCUCUUUUGGAGGUGUCCUUCUCCAACUGGCAUUACGACAGCUACAAUAUGGGGCAGCCUGGUACAUGACGCAACUAGCGCUCUACCCCGUGCUCACCAAGAGUGCAACGGCCGCUCUCAUUGGGUACAUUGGGGAUUACAUGGCGCAAUGGCUGGAGUACAAACUGGAGCAGAAUCAUCAGAAAGGCGUAAUCGGCGGCGGCUCCUGCGACGGUACCCAACAACACCACAAAAUCUCUCUGAACAGUUCAAAUUCAAGGGUCUCCGCCCGUAGUAAUCUGUCUAUCCAUGGCACCUACGAUCUGCGACGUGGUCUCUCCAUCAUGACGGACGGCUUACUUAUCUCCGGACCGCUCAUGCACUUUGGAUACGCAUUCUUUGAACACCUCGUGCCCGUUUCGACUUCGCCCCUCGCUGCGAUGUUACACGUGAUUGCUGAUUCUAUUCUGCUCGAUAGCAUCUUUGUCGCCACCACCUUUCUCGUCACCGGAUUGUUUGAAGGGUACCGGUGGCAACACUUGUCGUCGCAUUUACGAUCCGAUUACUCCUCCACCCUCAAGGCCAGUUGGGGCACCAGUCUGGCACUCAUGCCACUCGAAUUCGUCUGCUUCCGAUACUUGCCAGUAAGCCUGCGAGUCUUGGCCGUCAACUUUAUUGACGUGGUUUGGGAUGCCGUCAUCAGUUUCAUGGUGCACCGGAAGCGCAAAUCCAAGCAAGUAACCACGGAAAGUCUGGGGACCGCCACAAAUGAUGCCGUGCUUUGUGACGAACCCACACUGCGACGGCCUAAAAUUGAACCGGCAUUUGCAUCCUAA
This is a messenger RNA of Phaeodactylum tricornutum CCAP 1055/1, 969 nucleotides long. RefSeq lists its product with no specific name. Gene Ontology annotation, cellular component: membrane; cytoplasm. Bases 1 to 969 code for a protein of 322 amino acids. The record is from RefSeq and is a predicted model, not a curated record. The transcript has a single exon. NCBI's taxonomy places the organism in Eukaryota, Bacillariophyta, Bacillariophyceae, Surirellales, Neidiaceae.